GUGUGCCUGCGCUUGUGUAUAUGAGCGAGGGGCGGGCGCCGGGCGGCGGGGAUGGCCGAGAAGCGGAGGGGCUCGCCGUGCAGCAUGCUAAGCCUUAAGGCGCACGCCUUCUCCGUGGAGGCACUGAUCGGCGCCGAGAAGCAGCAACAGCUUCAGAAGAAGAGGCGAAAGCUGGGCGCGGAGGAGGCGGCCGGGGCCUUAGAUGACGGAGGCUACAGCCGCGGCGGCGCCGCCGGAGAAAAGGGCUCCUCAGAGGGAGACGAAGGCACUGCGCUCUCGCCGCCGGCUGGGACGGCAUCCGGGCCCAUCCGGAGCUGCGCAGACCUGGAGCGGAGCUGCGGUUCCCGCGGAGCCGCGGGCGGCUGUGAGGACGGCUUCCUGCAGGGCGCUUCCCCACUGGCAUCCCCAGGAGACUCCCCGAAGGGGUCCCCGGUGCCUGCCUUGGCCCGGCCCGGGACCCCGCUGCCCUCGCCGCAGGCCCCGCGGGUGGAUCUGCAGGGAGCUGAGCUCUGGAAGCGCUUUCACGAGAUCGGCACGGAGAUGAUCAUCACCAAGGCCGGCAGGCGCAUGUUUCCAGCAAUGCGAGUGAAGAUAUCAGGAUUAGAUCCUCACCAGCAAUAUUAUAUUGCCAUGGAUAUUGUGCCAGUGGACAACAAAAGAUACAGAUAUGUUUACCACAGCUCUAAAUGGAUGGUGGCGGGCAACGCUGAUUCCCCUGUGCCACCCCGGGUGUACAUUCAUCCGGACUCGCCUGCCUCAGGGGAGACUUGGAUGAGACAAGUGAUCAGUUUCGACAAGCUGAAGCUCACCAAUAAUGAACUGGAUGACCAAGGCCACAUUAUUCUUCAUUCUAUGCAUAAAUACCAACCGCGAGUCCAUGUCAUCCGUAAAGACUGUGGGGAUGAUCUUUCUCCCAUCAAGCCUGUUCCAUCUGGGGAGGGAGUGAAGGCAUUCUCCUUUCCAGAAACUGUUUUCACCACUGUCACCGCCUAUCAGAAUCAGCAGAUUACUCGCCUGAAGAUAGAUAGGAAUCCCUUUGCCAAAGGCUUCCGAGACUCUGGGCGUAACAGAAUGGGUUUGGAAGCCCUUGUGGAGUCAUAUGCAUUCUGGAGACCUUCACUACGGACCCUCACCUUUGAAGAUAUCCCUGGAAUUCCCAAGCAAGGAAAUGCAGGUUCCUCCACCUUACUCCAAGGUUCUGGGAAUGGCGUUGCGGCCACCCACCCUCAUCUUCUGUCCGGCUCCCCUUGCUCGUCUCCAGCCUUCCAUCUGGGACCCAACACCAGCCAGCUGUGUAGUCUGGCCCCGGCUGACUACUCCGCAUGCGCCCGCUCUAGCCUAACCCUCAACCGAUACAGCACGUCCUUGGCCGAGACCUACAACAGGCUCACCAAUCAGACGGGCGAGACCUUUGCCCCGCCCAGGACUCCCUCCUACGUGGGCGUGAGCGGCAGCGCCUCGGUGAACAUGUCCAUGGGCGGCACGGAUGGGGACGCCUUCAGCUGCCCACAGACCAGCUUGUCCAUGCAGAUUUCCGGGAUGUCCCCCCAGCUCCAGUACAUCAUGCCUUCACCCCCCAGCAACGCCUUUGCUGCUAACCAGACACACCAGGGUUCCUAUAACACGUUCAGGUUACACAGCCCCUGUGCCUUGUAUGGAUAUAACUUCUCCACAUCCCCCAAACUGGCUGCCAGUCCUGAGAAAAUUGUUUCUUCCCAAGGAAGUUUCUUGGGGUCCUCACCAAGUGGGACCAUGACGGAUCGGCAGAUGUUGCCCCCCGUGGAAGGAGUGCACCUGCUUAGCAGUGGGGGUCAGCAGAGUUUCUUUGAUUCUAGGACCCUAGGAAGCUUGACUCUCUCAUCAUCUCAAGUGUCUGCACAUAUGGUCUGAUGAAGCCUUUAAGUUAAACUACAUUGGAAUCUGGCUAAUGUAUAUUCUUUCUUCGUUUUCCUUGUCUUUUCUUUUUGGAAAGCAAUAUGAAAAGAAACUUAUCAGUAGCUUGUAAAAUGUACAUAUAAUAGAAAAUGAAGGCUCACUGAGCUUUUUUGACAUUCUCAUGGUGAGAUUGUAAUUAUCUUUGGUACAUAUGUAUACUGUAUAUGGCAUGUGGGGUUUUGCAGCCUACAAAACCACAUCCUCCUUCUAUUCCGCCCCCCCAGUUACACAGAGUAUCGGCAUAAAUGUAGUAUGUUUAACCAAAGUUCUCAUACUUUUUAAAAAACCAAACAGCAAACUUAAAACUUGGCAAUGACACAAACCAGACUAAGACGUAUAACUUAAUUUAUCAGGAAAAUGCUCUACACAGUUUCCUACUUGAGGGUUGAUAACCAGCAGUAACCAGCACACAGAGUCUUGUGAUUUCUGUUAUUCUUGGGCACAAUGUGAGAACCUAAGUCAGUAGAAGUCUUAGUAAUAGUACUGAGGUAUCUGUAAUCAUGAAGGAUUAGCUUUUGUGUUCCUACUU
Messenger RNA from Lipotes vexillifer (Yangtze River dolphin), 2464 nucleotides. RefSeq names its product T-box transcription factor 18 (gene TBX18). The transcript is spliced from 8 exons. Gene Ontology annotation, cellular component: nucleus; chromatin. The record is from RefSeq and is a predicted model, not a curated record. The coding region runs from base 52 to 1890 and encodes 612 amino acids. NCBI's taxonomy places the organism in Eukaryota, Metazoa, Chordata, Mammalia, Artiodactyla, Lipotidae. Gene Ontology annotation, molecular function: RNA polymerase II cis-regulatory region sequence-specific DNA binding; DNA-binding transcription factor activity, RNA polymerase II-specific. Gene Ontology annotation, biological process: cell fate specification; somitogenesis; regulation of transcription by RNA polymerase II.